AUGUCUAGGAUGGCUCGCUUUGGAGACGAUCUGCCCACCCGCUAUGGAGGUCCAGCGGGCGCCGGGAGAGGGGGAGCCCGGGCGGGAGGUCCUCCUGCCGGGCAAAGAAUGUACAAACAGUCGAUGGCUCAGAGAGCCAGGACAAUGGCUUUAUACAAUCCUAAGCAAACCAAACAGAAUUGUUUUACUGUCAACCGGUCCUUGUUCAUCUUCAGCGAGGACAAUGUCAUAAGGAAAUACGCCAAGAGAAUAACGGAAUGGCCUCCAUUUGAGUACCUGAUCCUCGCCACAAUCAUUGCCAACUGCAUCGUACUGGCCCUCGAGCAGCAUCUGCCAGCCAUGGACAAGACCCCAAUGUCUGAACGUCUGGACGACACAGAGCCCUACUUUAUCGGAAUAUUCUGUUUCGAGGCCGGCAUUAAGAUCAUUGCCCUGGGCUUCGUGUUUCACAAAGACUCCUACCUACGCAAUGGCUGGAACGUAAUGGACUUUGUGGUCGUUCUGACAGGGAUUUUAACCACAGUGGGUUCAGAGUUUGACUUAAGGACAUUGCGAGCUGUUCGAGUGCUGAGACCCCUCAAACUGGUGUCAGGAAUUCCAAGUCUUCAGGUAGUAUUAAAGUCCAUAAUGAAGGCUAUGGUUCCUCUUCUUCAGAUUGGAUUGUUGCUCUUCUUUGCCAUUGUCAUGUUUGCCAUCAUUGGCGUAGAGUUCUACAUGGGAAAGUUCCACUUCACCUGCUUUAAGCUGGAAACAGGAGAACAGGUUGAUGAUUACCCGUGCGGUUCAGAGUCACCCUCGAGACUGUGUCCCAAUGGAACAGAGUGUAAAGACAACUGGAAAGGACCCAAUUUUGGCAUCACAAACUUCGAUAACAUCCUCUUCGCCAUACUCACAGUCUUCCAGUGCAUCACCAUGGAAGGAUGGACUGAUGUACUAUACCAUGCCAAUGAUGCCUCUGGGAACACCUGGAACUGGCUGUACUUCAUCCCACUCAUCAUCAUCGGCUCCUUCUUCAUGCUCAACCUUGUCUUGGGUGUCUUAUCAGGGGAGUUUGCCAAAGAGAGAGAGCGUGUGGAGAAGAGGCAGGAGUUUCUGAAACUCCGCAGACAGCAGCAGAUUGAGAGAGAGCUCACUGGCUACCUGGAGUGGAUCUGCAAGGCGGAGGAGGUGUUGCUGGCAGAAGAGGACCAGAAUGCGGAGGAGAAAUCCCCUCUGGAUGGUGCGUGGUACAAGAGGAAACAGAACAACCCAGUCCUGAAAAGAGCAAAGACCAGAAAGGGUAGAAACGACCUUAUCAGUGCUGAGGAGGGAGAGGAACAUUUCACAGACAUCUCCUCUGUUGCACCCCCUGGAUCACCCUUUGCCAGAGCUAGCCUGAAGAGCAGUAAGAACGAUAGCUCGUCGUACUUCCGCCGUAAGGAAAAAAGGGUACGCUUUUUCAUUCGACGGAUGGUGAAGGCACAAAGUUUCUACUGGAUUGUUCUGUGUUUGGUGGGACUGAACACGCUGUGUGUGGCCAUCGUCCACUAUGACCAGCCAGAAUGGCUCACCAAAGCCCUGUACCUAGCAGAGUUUGUGUUCCUGGGUAUGUUUCUGACAGAGAUGACUCUGAAGAUGUAUGGCCUCGGGCCCAGGAACUACUUUCACUCCUCAUUCAACUGUUUUGACUUUGGGGUAAUUGUGGGGAGUAUAUUUGAGGUGGUGUGGGCAGCAAUCCAGCCUGGUGCAUCUUUUGGGAUCAGUGUUCUGAGAGCCCUUCGUCUGCUCCGAAUCUUUAAAGUAACCAAAUAUUGGAACUCUCUCAGGAAUCUUGUGGUUUCUCUGUUGAACUCAAUGAAGUCCAUUAUCAGCUUGCUUUUCCUCCUCUUCCUCUUCAUCGUGGUGUUCGCCCUGUUGGGCAUGCAGCUCUUCGGGGGCCAGUUUAAUUUUGAAGAUGAAACACCCACGACAAACUUUGACAGCUUCCCUGCAGCCAUAAUGACAGUCUUCCAGAUUUUGACAGGAGAGGAUUGGAAUGCAGUGAUGUAUCAUGGAAUCGAGUCUCAGGGUGGCGUUCGAAGUGGAAUGUUCUCCUCUGUCUACUUCAUUGUUCUUACACUUUUUGGAAACUACACGCUUCUCAAUGUAUUCUUGGCCAUUGCUGUGGAUAACCUUGCCAAUGCACAGGAGCUGACAAAGGAUGAAGAACAGCAGGAAGAGGCUGCGAAGAAGAGCAUGGCUCUUCAGAAGGCAAUGGAGGUGAAGGAGGUCAGCCCCAUGUCUGCAGCCAACAUCUCUAUAGCAGCUUUUGUAUUGCAAAAUCGAGAUGAAAUCUCUCGCAGGUCUUCAGUCUGCAGCGUUCACUCACCUAAAGAGCAGCAGAGGUCCCUGCAGAAGAUGUCCAUAUGGGAGCAGCGCACCACGCAACUGCGCAGACACAACCUGCGCAGCAGCAGUGAGGCCCUUUACAAUGAACUAGAGCCUGAAGAGCGUCUGCGCAUGUCUUCUGCACUGCACCUUCGACCUGACAUGAAAACCCACCAUGACCGCCCACUGGUAGUGGAGCAACGAGAUGGCACUACAGACAAUCCCAGACCCCUAGAAUGGAGGAGAAGUGAUGGAGAUGGGGAGACCCCAGAUAUUCAACUGUCCUCCUCCCACCAACAGAAACAUCAUCGAUGUCGAGGUGAAAAUGGAGAUGCAGGGGAGGGGUGGCACCACAGACACCACAGCCGAAAUAGAGAGAACCAGGGGGGUCUGGAGCGGUCUGUCAGCCAGGACGGAGGACAUAGGCACCACCAGCACAUGACUGGAUCUCCGGAGGAGGGUGUGGGAUUGGAGGAGGGAGAACACAGACACCAUCAUAGUCGAAGACCUAAAGAGGCCAGUGGGAAUGGCAAUGGUGCGAUUGGAAACGGAGGCAGGGGGGAAAGCAGGGUACGAGGACACAGAGAAGGGGAGGAAGGGAACGGAGAGAGGCGGAGACAUCGACCACGUGUUAAAGCCCAGUCCACGCUGGAUGGAGAGGAUUGCAGGGAGAAUGGGGGGAGAGAGAGGGGCAGACCAAAAGAAAGGGGGGACAGUGUAGCCACCAGCCCUCUCUAUUCUCCUACCAAAGAGAAGCCAGAAGACACAGAUAAUCUAAAGAACAGCACCAGAGCCGGCCCAACUGGAGUCAACAUCCCUGUGACCAUAACUGCCCCACCAAGAGAUACCACACUCAUUCCCAUGAACAACAUUGAUGGUGACAGCCAACUACUGAAUGAGGAAAAGAAAGAUCUGGAUGAUCUGAAUCCAGAUGCACCAAAACACAUCCUGCCAUACAGCUCCAUGUUUGUGUUUGGUACAGCUAACCCAGUGCGGCGACUAUGCCAUUAUGUGGUCAACCUACGUUACUUUGAGAUGUGUAUUCUCACGGUCAUCACCAUGAGCAGCAUUGCGCUUGCUGCUGAAGACCCUGUGCAGGCCAAUGCCCCCCGCAACAACGUCCUGAAAUACUUAGACUACGUCUUCACUGGUGUGUUCACAUUUGAGAUGGUUAUAAAGAUGAUCGAUCUCGGGCUGCUCUUGCAUCCUGGGUCAUAUUUCCGGGACCUAUGGAACAUACUGGACUUCAUCGUUGUCAGCGGUGCUCUGGUGGCCUUUGCCUGCUCGAGCUUCAUGGGAUCGCAGCAAAGCGUUACCAGAGGGACUAAAGGCAAGGACAUCAAUACCAUCAAGUCCCUCAGGGUCCUUCGAGUCCUGAGACCCUUGAAGACCAUCAAACGUUUACCCAAACUCAAGGCUGUGUUUGACUGCGUGGUGAACUCGCUGAAGAAUGUGCUCAACAUCCUUAUAGUUUACAUCCUCUUCAUGUUCAUCUUCGCGGUCAUUGCUGUGCAGCUUUUCAAGGGGAAGUUUUUUCACUGCUCUGAUGAGUCCAAAGCCCUGGAGAAAGACUGCAGGGGUCAGUUCCUGGAGUAUGGCAAUGAUGGAGUUGCCAUUACAAAGGCACGGGAUUGGAAGAAGUAUGAUUUUAAUUAUGACAACGUCCUUUGGGCCUUCCUGACACUUUUCACAGUCUCCACAGGAGAGGGCUGGCCAACAGUGUUGAAACACUCAGUGGAUGCCACAUAUGAGGACCAGGGUCCCAGCCCGGGUUACAGAAUGGAAACCUCCAUCUUCUACGUGGUCUACUUCAUCGUCUUCCCCUUUUUCUUCGUCAACAUAUUUGUGGCCUUGAUUAUCAUCACUUUCCAAGAGCAAGGAGAUAAAGCAAUGUCAGACUGCAGCUUAGAAAAGAACGAGCGAGCUUGUAUCGACUUUGCCAUCAACGCCAAGCCUUUGACCCGCUACAUGCCCGAGGACAAGCAGUCUUACCAGUAUAAGAUGUGGAAGUUUGUGGUGUCCACUCCAUUUGAGUACUCCAUUCUGACCAUGAUCGCCGUCAACACGGUGGUCCUCAUGAUGAAGUUCCACGACGCUCCUAAACCAUAUGAGGAUAUGUUGAAGUGGCUGAACAUCAUCUUUACGGCUCUCUUCACUCUGGAGUGCAUUCUCAAGAUCAUUGCCUUCGGUCCUUUGAAUUACCUGAAGGAGGCAUGGAACAUUUUUGACUUUGUUACUGUGCUGGGGAGCAUCACAGACAUUCUGGUCACAGAGAUCAAGACGGACAAGAGGAUUAAUCUGAGUUUCUUGAGACUUUUUCGGGCCGCUCGUCUCAUUAAACUCCUCCGGCAGGGCUAUACCAUCCGUAUCCUGCUCUGGACCUUCGUUCAGUCCUUUAAGGCUCUGCCGUAUGUGUGUCUCCUCAUCGCCAUGCUCUUCUUCAUCUAUGCCAUCAUUGGGAUGCAGGUGUUUGGUAACAUUGAGUUGACUGAAGACUCGGCCAUCAACCAUCACAAUAAUUUCCGCACCUUUUUUCAGGCCCUCAUGCUGUUGUUCAGGAGUGCUACAGGGGAAGCCUGGCAUGAGAUUAUGCUGGCAUGUUUGAGCAACAGGCCAUGUGACCAGCUCUCUGGCUCCAGUGGGAAUGAGUGUGGCAGUGAUUUUGCUUACUUCUACUUUGUCUCUUUCAUCUUUCUCUGUUCCUUUCUGAUGCUGAACCUGUUCGUCGCUGUCAUCAUGGAUAACUUUGAGUACCUGACACGUGACGCUUCUAUUCUUGGACCUCAUCACCUUGAUGAGUUCAUUCGCAUCUGGGCGGAGUACGACCCUGCUGCCUGUGGUCGCAUGUCCUACCUCGAUAUGUAUGAGAUGCUUCGACACAUGUCCCCUCCGCUAGGUUUGGGAAAGAAAUGUCCACUACGAAUCGCCUACAAGCGGUUGGUGAGGAUGAACAUGCCCAUAGCCGAAGACAACACUGUUCACUUUACCUCCACUCUAAUGGCUCUCAUUCGGACCGCCCUGGAGAUUAAGCUGGCAUCCGGGGUUCUGGCUCAGCGGCUUUGUGAUGCUGAAUUAAGAAAGGAAAUAAACAAAAUUUGGCCGAACUUAUCUUCAAAAACCGUGGAUCUGCUGGUGACACCUCAUAAACAUAAUGAGUUGACAGUGGGGAAGGUCUAUGCUGCUCUGAUGAUCUUUGACUACUAUAAGCAGAACCGAGCCAAGAGGCUUCAACAGCAGCAGACUGCUGCAGGCACACAGAGUAAAGUAGGAGUUCUCUUCAGACAAAUGCUUCCUCUCACACACUUACAUGAACAAGAGCCACUAGUUCCAAAAUCCCCGCCCUCCUGUCAGUUAGAUACGACACCACAGCCAGAGCCCCCACAAACAUCCUUUCACCUAACCAAUGGAAAUGCAGUACAAAGCCAGAACGGUGCCAUGAAAAAGUCUUCUUCGGGAGACACACCUCAGGAAGUCGCACAAGAAAUGAACAGAAAGACUGUCCAACGUGUCCAUUCAGAUCACGUGCCAUACACAUACAAAUCUCAGGAAUUAGUAGAGAUGUCUGACAUAGAGAAUGACUCUGAUAUUGGUGGGUACCCUGUGCUGGAGGGUCACGGCAGAGCUGCCUCUAUGCCCAGACUCAAUGCUGGCUUUCAGCGGAGCCACUUACGCCACACCGCUGGAACGUACCUAGCACCUAUCGCUGACGUGAGCCCCAUACGGCGUUCUACGUCCUCGUUAACUCCUCAAAGAGGGAUGCAGGAGGUCAGUUUGAGCGAUUAUGACUUGGAGAGGCCCAAGCUGUCCGUGGGCCAGACACCCACCCAGGAGAGAGACAGGGAGAGAGCCCAUCAUCAUCAUCACCAUCAUCAUCACCGCUGUCAGAGACGUAGAGACAAGAAGCACAAAUCACUAGAUCGAGCCAUCAGUGAGGAGCAGCCACCAACGGCAGAUCCAAAUACGGAGUCAUUGCCAAGGGAGCGAGCAUGGGAAAGAGAUCGUGGGCGCUCUCACGAGAGGAAGAACAAUUCGUCUUCAGCAGUGGAAAAGAAACAAAGAUACUAUUCUUGCGAUCGUUACGGCAACAAUGAACCAGGCCACAGCAUGUCAGCUGGACCCAGCAGAUCCACAUCGCCUGGAGGACCACACGACCCAAACAGACUUAAACAGGGAAGUGGCACAGCUAAAGGAAGUUCAAUUGUUCAUACCUCAGGCACCAGCACACCCUGCCGUAGCCGCAGACAGCUCCCCCAGACGCCCCUCACCCCCCGGCCUGCUGUUGCCUACAAGACUGCCAACUCCUCCCCGGUCCAGCUCAACACUGCCCUGUCUACCGGGCCCUGCCCCACUCGCCUUAGUCGUGGCCUAUCAGAGCACGAUGCCCUACUCAGCGGCAAUGCCCACCACCAAUCCCCCGUGCCUGUCACUCGAAUCUGUUCUGAUCCCAACUUAGGUCCCCUCCAGCAGGACUCGCACUUCUCAGAAGCAGACGACUUCCAGGAUGCCUUGAGCACGUACGGUGCAGGCCGCUCACCCAGGACUGCAGCCUCCGUUGUCCACACAUCAUCAGGUGUGGCCCCCACUUCCAUGCUGCUCUCGCGCAGCCAGAGUGGGGUGCCCAAUGGGUAUCACUAUUCCCUUGGAGUAUGUGCGGCCAAUGGGGCAAGCGGCAGAGCUUCUGAAAGCUACAAAGAGACAGAGAGAGAUGACUGGUGUUAGCAUGAUAGUAUGCGGCAUUUCAUCUAGCAUGAGUAUUGUCUUUGACCUAAAAUGUUGAGACCUACAAGAGGAAUUUUUCGCCCGUUUACCAUCAAAUAGAGACUGUAUGGCUUUAAAAUGGUGUAUAAUUCCUCUUGUUUUGGAAGAAGCGGACUUCCCUGUCACUGUUUAUGAAAGAUGGAAGGCUUUACAAAUUAAUAUGGAGUAUUUGAUACAUUAAAACAGUGUUGAAGGGAAUGAAGAGUUUAGCCACAAGUGACACGUCCCCACCUCUUUUAAUGUCAUCAGGGCUGUUUCCGCUAGGGCCAAUUGCAGGGAGAUGGUCACAUGAGCUGUGCCUGUUAUUAAGACCUCAGACCUUGGAGGAGCAUGCCCAAAAACACAAGCUAUGAUGAAAACACAGGCCUGCAAACUCUGAUUCACAUGUCUGAAAUGUGAUCUGCUCUACACAUUUAGUUGUUGAGAAUUGAGAGGCUGUUUGGAUUCUUUGCACAUGAUGACUGAAAAGUUAUUUCUAGGAAUUUAAGGUUGUGCUGCUGUUAAAUUCAAGGGGCCGUUCACAGCGAACAUGUUUUUCGUCAGUCUGCGCUGUUUUUCAAUUGUUUUUCUAUGUAAACAUGCACUAGAUGGAUGUCUUUGACCAUUGCACCGUGUUUCCCUGUUUUUUCAGCAUUUUGUGCUGGAGCGCCAUGUCUUUUUAGAUGCUUUUUAGCUGAACGUCAACUUUUAAAAAUGUAUCUCAAGACACUUGCGUUCUGUUUAAUUUGUUGGGCUGUUUCUAGGUUUUUUUUAAUACACAAAAACAUGUUCGAUGUAAACUACCUCUUUGUCUUUCUCUGGUGUGAGUGGAAUAGACAGUCUGCUCCAACCAACGGGAAAAAGGCCAAAUUAUGCUCACUUUUCUAUCAGACUGCCAUAGAUCGAAUAUCUUUUCACAGUGUUCCAUUUUGUACCUGGUAAAUGAUCCGAGUGUUGCUGGACAUUAUGUAAGGUCUAAUCCUUUUCUUACUCUCGAGAGGUAAGAUACCAAGUGCCUAAACUUUGUGAUUUCUUGCCACAUUGUUGCAAUGCAUUAUGAAGCAUUAUAACCUAUGACAGGCAAUGAACAGAUGCUGUACGCUGUAGGUAAAUGUUACUGAUAUAUGUUUUUUUUAAUGUACUUUAGCAUGUAUUUGAUGAAAGACAUUUUGGCAUUGCACAAAAUAAGAGACUGUAGCGUUAUAAAAAUAUUAGAUGUAUAUCGAUCAUGAUUAGGUUUAGGUGGAGGUUGACGAUGGUAGUCUUUUCAAAGUAUUUGAUUAUUAAAAUAAUGCAAGGGAAAAUAGAUAGAUCAUCAUAUAGUUAAAAUGCAAAAUUGAUUUAUACAGGACUGAAUAUGUUUAAAGAAUGUUUGAGGGUUGUACUUCUUGGCUGCUGUUGGUGUCAGUGUUGUGUCCAGACAGCUUAUUGUGAGCUCAUGCCUUUCUCUUUUAGCAUUUGAAGGCGUAAGAAGAUGAGAAGGAUAGACUUCUUUUUAGGAUAAUUCAUAGAGGUGCACUGUACUCUAUACAUUAUUUUCCACAAAAACAUAGAGCGACCUCUUUUAAAUAAAGAGUAUGUUGUAUCCUCUUAAUUAGUGAUAGUAAUGCUUUUUGGCGAUAGUUAUUAAAAUUGAACGAGGAUUUCGUUCUGUAGAUCUGUGGAUUUUACCUACGUUUUCAUAGUUACAUGUCUUUCAGAGUCAAGGCGUUUUAUUAGAUAGGGUGGUUUCUGUACAGUUUAGGGUGAGUCUGCAAUUCACCCUUCCCUAAGCCCCACCUCAAAAACAUUACUUACAAAUCCAACCUUAGCAGCUGUUGUCAUUUGCUAUAAUAUCAGACAGGCUGUUGCUCUAUUCUAAAGCACGUUUAGGGAUGUCUUGUGAAUUUGGAUGGUUUAAAACUGAAUUUUACUGAAAUUAUCCAACAAAUAUGAUAAAAUAUUGUACUUGGGUUACUUGUAAUAGUGACACAAGAAACCUAAAGAGGAUAAAUCUAUAUUUUUUCUUAAAAUAGAGGUGCAUGCUAUGGACUGGCUGUCAACUGUGCUUGCCAUCAUUCACAAAAGAACACAUGUUAUAUCAGUAAGGACACCUACAUGUGCUCUGAGGUUAAUUCAUGUCACAUAUUUGAUAUUUAAAUUAAUUUAAAGUAAAUUUUUGUAUUAAUUCAGGUCACAGUUGAGGUGAUGGUUUCUAAAGAGUAAAAGUAACAGUGAGAUGUUAGGAACAGUUCGGUUCACUUACAAUAAUGUUAUGUAUUGUAAUCGAGAUUUGACUGUGGUAAGUGUUUGCAUCGAUUCUAAUUUGGAGUCUUGGGUGAUUUUAAACACUUUACUACAUAAUUGAAUAAUUCCUAAAAACAGCAGAUAAAAGUGUUUUGCAAUGUCAAACUUCAUCCCAGGCCAUGUAAGGAUAUAAUUUUUUACCAUUUUAAGAACACAUCAUAACGGAACAUCUUGUUGUUUAUAGAAAUGCCCAAUGCAUUCCUGGGUGAUUCUGUAAAGCUUGUCUAAGCGGACAACAGUAACCAAAUUGGGCGGGGCUUAGUGAAGGUUCAGUUUCUGUACUGGAAAUGCAGGGAAAUACUGACUGUUGACAUACAGUAGGGCUAUGCAACAAAAUGACACUUUAGGACUGCUCCUCAUCCUGUAGCUUUACCUGCACUCUGCAGACUCCAGCUUUAGCACCAUUGGGACCAAUUCUUUGCUUCGCAGAGAUCUUGAUAUACAGGAUGUGCUGGUCGCGAAAAAACUAAAACAUACAGCAGGGUCAAAUAACCCAACAGAUGUUUUGCUGAUUAAGCUACUGAUCUGCCCACAAAAAGUAUAAAAAAUAUGUAGUGGUAUUCCUUAUGGUUGUAUUAGGAGGUGAACUGGUGUUGUUACUUGAAGUGUACGCAACCUGUCACAAAAAAGAGGUUUAUUGUAAAGGCAUUUCAUUAUUUUUUUAUUUAUUUAAUUGAUGUCACAGUGAACUGCCUUUGGCCAACUUUUCCUUAUUUUGGGGUGGAUGGAGUGUUGUGAACCCAAUAGAUCUUUGACUGCCACUUAAUGAAGACAUCACCUUUCCUCUUGAAAAAGUAAAAAAAAAAAAAACAUGCCACGUGCCAAAAUUAUUACAGCACUAGUUUGUCUCCUCGUGCUGUUCUUUGUCCAACUGCUUGGAUGAUGUCAUGUUUGCAUGUUAUGAUGACAUACAGUAUGUGCAUGUAGGAAAUUGUGUACCUUCAUCCAAGUUUUUCUAUGAGGAGUUCAUUGGCUGUUGAGUUUUUUUUAGAAACAAUCUUUGAUACACUUACCCCCAGAUUUCUGGGAGAAAAUUAAAGACCCUACUCUUCUGAAUAUGUUGUUUAAGAAAUGUUAAACACAAUGGAGCGAUGCAACGAGGCCACAGACGAGUGCAACUGCCACACUUCUGUGAUUUGAUGACCGGUCUAUGAUGCCAUAUUUCUGCUCAUUGACUCUCAGUCUUAUCAUCAAUUCUACCAUUUACAUUUUGUAUGAAGAAAAA
Molecule: messenger RNA, 10594 nt
Organism: Xyrauchen texanus (razorback sucker)
Lineage: Eukaryota; Metazoa; Chordata; Actinopteri; Cypriniformes; Catostomidae
Product: probable voltage-dependent N-type calcium channel subunit alpha-1B
Exons: 51
Coding region: 1-7065 (2354 amino acids)
Biological process (GO): chemical synaptic transmission; calcium ion import across plasma membrane
Cellular component (GO): voltage-gated calcium channel complex; neuronal cell body; membrane
Molecular function (GO): high voltage-gated calcium channel activity
Source: RefSeq, a predicted model, not a curated record